AUGCCGUUCAAAUUUCCAGCCUUUCUGAGCACAUACAGCUUCUGGGCUGCCUCGUCAAUAGCAAGCGCCGUCCUGCUCGUCCAAUUCACGCCACAAUACUCCCUUCGACAGUCCUACUCGUGGACCGCAUCCACGCUAUUCGCACUACAAUGGCUCGUCUACUUCCUCUACAGCGUAUUCAUCUACCCGCACUACACGAGCCCGAUGCGCCACCUCCCGACCGUCAAGGGCGGGAGCCCUGUCUUCGGCCACUGGGGCACCCUUCUGGCCGAACCGUCCGGAGUACCGCAGCGGCGGUGGGCCAACGAGAUGCCCAACGACGGACUGAUCCGGUACCUGCACCUAUGGAACCGUGAGCGCUUGGUGGUCACCAACCCGAAAGGCCUGGCCGAGGUGUUGACCACCAAGAGCUACGAGUUCGUCAAGCCAGACCUGCUCCGCGCGGGCAUCGGACGGGUCUUGGGCGUGGGCGUCCUCCUGGCCGAGGGUGACAACCACAAGACGCAGCGCAAGAAUUUGUCUCCUGCGUUCCACUUCCGGCACGUCAAGGAGCUGUACCCGAUCUUCUGGGCAAAGUCGCAGGAGAUGGUUCGUGCGAUUCAGCAGGAGGUGAAGAAACUGUCCUCCUCCUCUGUGUCCGCGGGUACUGACCCGACGACGACGCCACCGUCCCCUCCAGCCCUCGAGAUCGGCGAAUAUGGCAGCCGGGCGACACUGGACAUCAUCGGCGUGGCGGGCAUGGGCCAGGACUUCCACGCGCUCCAAGACCCGACGAACGAGCUCAACCGCGUCUACCGCGCCGUGUUCUCUCCCGACCGCACGGCGCAGAUUUUGGGCCUCCUGGGCUUCUUCCUGCCGGCGUGGUUCCUCAACGCCCUCCCCGUGGACCGCAACAGCCAGGUGCAAGCGGCGGCCACCGUGGCCAAGGACACGUGCCGGCGGCUGAUCGAGCAGAAGCGCCAACGCCUCGCCAACAAGGAGCCCAUGCAGCCGGACAUCAUCUCCGUGGCGCUCGAGUCCGGCGGGUUCACGGACGACGACCUCGUCAACAACAUGAUGACUUUCCUAGCCGCGGGCCACGAGACCACGGCUUCCGCGUUCCAGUGGGCGGUCUACCAGCUCUGUCGGAGCAAGGACAUCCAGACGCGUCUACGGGCCGAAGUUCACGAACACAUACAGAGUUUUGAUACUACUGAAAUCACCGCCGACAUCAUCGACAACAUGCCCUACCUGCACGCCGUCUGCCAGGAGACGCUGCGCCUGUGGGCCCCCGUGCCACUGACCCUGCGCGACGCGGCCCACGACACGACGCUUCUGGGGCAUUUCGUGCCGCAGGGCACCAAGAUCAUCCUGUCCCCCUGGGCCGUCAACCACAAUACCGCCCUGUGGGGCGCCGACGCCGGCGAGUUCAACCCGGACCGCUGGACCGCUCCCGGUCAGGCCAACGCGGGGGGCGCGGUCAGUAACUAUGCGUUCCUCACGUUCCUGCACGGCCCGCGCAGCUGCAUUGGCGCCAAGUUCGCGGUCGCCGAGUUCGCGUGUCUGCUGGCCGCGUUCGUCGGGAGCUGGGAAUUUGAGCUCGUCGAUCCGGAGAAGGAGAUCGAGGUCAAAGGUGGAGUGACCGCAAGGCCGAAGGGCGGUGUUCAUGUCUAUCUGAGGCCGGUGGAAAAGUGGGCGAGUUGA
This is a messenger RNA of Cladophialophora yegresii CBS 114405, 1683 nucleotides long. RefSeq lists its product as uncharacterized. Bases 1 to 1683 code for a protein of 560 amino acids. Lineage: Eukaryota; Fungi; Ascomycota; Eurotiomycetes; Chaetothyriales; Herpotrichiellaceae. The transcript has a single exon. Gene Ontology annotation, molecular function: oxidoreductase activity, acting on paired donors, with incorporation or reduction of molecular oxygen; monooxygenase activity; iron ion binding. The record is from RefSeq and is a predicted model, not a curated record.